GCCGGAAGGCGGCGGGCGCUGCACAACGCGGAAGUGCCGGUCGGGCCGGGGCGAUGGCGGCGCCCGGCGGCCGCGGGGGCCCGGGCUGGGGGGUCCCGGUCCCGCCCAGGGGCGUCCCGGCCCCGGCCCUCUGAGGGGUCCCGCUCACGGCCCUCGCACGGGUCUCCGCCCCGACCCUCUGAGGGGCGGCCGCCGCGUCUGCCGCGGGCCCCGGGCUGGGCUCGGGCCCGGCGGGGCGGGGGGCCAUGGCCACCCGGCGUCUCACGGACGCGUUCUUGUUGUUGCGGAACAACGCGGUGCAGAGCCGGCAGCUGCUGGCCGAGCAAGUGAGUAGUUUCGGCUCCUCCAGCCCUCUGAAUUCACGUAGCAUGGCUGCUGCGGAGCUGGAUGAGCUGGCUGAUGAUCGCAUGGCCCUGGUGUCGGGGAUAAGCCUGGAUCCCGAGGCAGCCAUCGGAGUGACCAAGCGGUUGCCUCCCAAAUGGGUUGAUGGGGCAGACGAAAUUCAGUAUGAUAUUGCCAGGGUUAAACAGAAGAUGAAAGAAUUAGCCAGUCUUCAUGAUAAACAUCUGAACAGACCCACACUGGAUGACAGCAGUGAAGAGGAACGGGCAAUAGAAAUAACAACACAGGAGAUCACACAGUUAUUCCACAGAUGUCAGAGAGCAGUCCAGGUGUUGCAGAGCAGGUCACGUACUUGUACAGAACAAGAAGCACGUGUUCUCAGGAAUGUAGUGUCUUCCUUAGCACAGUCCCUUCAGGAUCUCUCCACCAACUUUAGGCAUGCACAGUCUGACUAUCUCAAACGUAUGAAGAAUAGAGAAGAAAGGUCCAAACACUUUUUUGACACCUCAGUCCCGCUGAUGGAUGAUGGAGAGGAUGAUACCCUUUAUGACAGAGGUUUUACAGAUGACCAGCUGGCAUUGGUGGAGCAAAACACACUGAUGGUGGAAGAGAGGGAACGAGAAAUCCGUCAGAUUGUGCAGUCAAUCUCCGAUCUCAAUGAAAUAUUUAGGGACCUGGGAGCAAUGAUAGUAGAACAGGGAACAGUUCUAGAUAGAAUUGACUAUAAUAUUGAACAGUCAUGUAUGAAAACUGAAGAGGGCCUAAAACAACUGCAUAAGGCAGAGCAAUAUCAAAAGAAGAAUCGGAAGAUGCUCGUUAUUUUAAUUUUGUUUGUUAUAGUAAUUGUCCUUAUUGUUGUUCUUAUUGGUGUAAAGUUACACUAGGUUUCGCUUCAUUUUCUCAUUUUUGGAGUUUCUGUGAACUUUUUUCCCAAUGUGAAUGGAUGGACCUGCACUCCAGAAAGCUGCCUUUGAAUGUACGAGCCCUUGUGGUGCAACGUCUGUGCAAUGUUUCCGUAGAAUUCUUCAAAGUACAAGUUUGGUGAUCUGUGAGGUGUUUGUAAGGAUUAUAUGGAAAAUGUCAGGAAAUUUGAUGCUCCCACACAAAAAAAAAUUUGGCGUUCUAUGCAGAGUUAUUUUGAAACACAGUAUUUAAGAAUAAUUAAAAAUUGAAGUUUACCAGUGACUACAGUAAUUAGUGUGUUACUGUUAACAAAAUGUGUUGUCUUCUAUAUUCUUAUGUCAUAAUUGUUAUAGGCUUCAAAUUUAAACCAUGUUACUGAGUCAAUGCGACUGGAUAUCAAAAAUUGAUCUUGAUGUAAAAUUUGUUGAGAUGCAAAAUUGUUUGAUUGAAUGCCCUUUCUUCCAGACUCAAAAAGUCCAAAGAACUGGAUAGACAGCUAAAAAGGAAAGCUUUUAGCAACCAGAACGUAAUCCAACCCCUGUGAUCUUAAUUUAGAUACUGCACCAUUACUAAGAAUCAGAGGUACUUGAUCUUGUAAAUAACAAGAUGUAAUCACUGGCAUAAUUUAACACAUUUAGUUAAUUAAAAAAAAUUCUGAGCUUGAGUAAUCAUGGGAAUAAUUUUCCUUCAUUGGGAUGAUCAUAUAUUUUUCUCAGGCAUUAUUUUUUUAGUUUAAAGUACAGACAUUACAUUAAAGCAGUGAAGUUAACCUGAAAAAAAAUGGAGUAGAAACUCAAAAAGAGAAUCUCUCUGUCCUGCUGCAGUGGGUCUUGGAUGUUUCAAACUGUGGCUGCUGUAAAAGUUGUUUAUUUUACAAUGCAUUUGUCCAUAUGGGUUAUGUUUUUUGUAUAAGAAGGCUUCACUACAGUAAAUAUUAUAUCCAUUUUCCCUGACAGAAAAUUCUCUUUCAAAUGUCAGCCUGGGGAGAGGACGUGUUCGUGGUCUUUCACUGACCAUGAGAGAUGUCAUGCAAGUGACAUUUUACAAGGCCUUCAGUGGAGAAUUUGGGGUUUUCAUUGCUCUUUUCAGUGGAAAACUUUGCUGCAGGCUGUACAACAGAAAUUAAGGCAACAUAAAAGUAAUAGAAUACUUUUAAUUUAAUUCAGGCCUGAAGUGGUGUGCAAUUGUAGAGGCCUUGUCUUAAUGUUUUUAAUACUGAUUUUUUUAUAUGUUUGGGGUUUUUUUUCCCAAAGGGACUGUAACUUCCUUCAUUUUUUGACUGAUACAAGUGCUCCCCAUAGACCUGCAGAGAUGUUCUGCUCCAAGCUCCAGAAGUGCAGUUUCAAAACACUAUGAUAUUGAAGUUGCAUCUGUCGCCUGCCCCGAAUUUCUUGACUCUGUGCUAAAGAGGACUUGAGAUGUGGCUUUAAACUGACCAUUUUCAGGGAUGGACCUGAAAGCAAAGACUGCAAAAACAUGAAAGCCUUGGCUUUUUGUGGGGCUUAUGAAAAGCUUUGUACCACUCUUGUUACCUCUAGAGAAAGGGGAUGUUGAACCACCAAAACUGCCAGUUCAAACUCUUCAUUGAAUUCAUGGAGUAAAUUGGUGAAAGGAAGAAUGAGGCUUGUGUUGUGUGUGCAGCUCCCCUGUUCUGGUGAUAGAUCUUUCAAUGAUCGUGAGUAAAACUACUGUCUCCCUCGUGCUGUCUGCAUCACUGGGUGUGAAGCAGCAAAUUGCUAUAAUUUAAUAUACUGUACUUGCAACUUUCUCUUUAACAUGAGAUCGUGUUAUUUAUUUCUGUCUUGACAGGUGCUUUUGACAUUUUAUCAUGGCAGAUGGUUUCAAAGAAGUAAUAAAACACAUCCAACCUAA
Poecile atricapillus (Black-capped chickadee) is the source of this 3117-nucleotide messenger RNA. It is a transcript of the gene STX16, whose product is annotated as syntaxin 16. The transcript is spliced from 9 exons. Gene Ontology annotation, cellular component: endomembrane system; SNARE complex; membrane. Gene Ontology annotation, biological process: intracellular protein transport; vesicle-mediated transport; vesicle fusion. The record is from RefSeq and is a predicted model, not a curated record. Bases 246 to 1226 code for a protein of 326 amino acids. Lineage: Eukaryota; Metazoa; Chordata; Aves; Passeriformes; Paridae. Gene Ontology annotation, molecular function: SNAP receptor activity; SNARE binding.